Messenger RNA from Ramularia collo-cygni, 1503 nucleotides. RefSeq lists its product as uncharacterized. Gene Ontology annotation, biological process: protein phosphorylation. Lineage: Eukaryota; Fungi; Ascomycota; Dothideomycetes; Mycosphaerellales; Mycosphaerellaceae. The transcript has 3 exons. The coding region runs from base 1 to 1503 and encodes 500 amino acids. The record is from RefSeq and is a predicted model, not a curated record. Gene Ontology annotation, molecular function: ATP binding; protein kinase activity.
AUGGCUGUACGCUGGAAGAUGCCCAACAAGUCACUAGUGCGAUACUCAGCUGAAAACCCACCCACGGUCUCUAAUUGCAUGACAUUGUCCACCCGACAAGAGCGGCCAGGCGCCUUUCAUGCUGUUGUUCAAGUACCUCAACGAACUCAUGUUGGUACAUUAAUGGUAGCUGUCGACCAAGCUUCGCUCAUUAUCCCCGACGAAUACAAAGACAGUUCCGCGAAACCCUACGCCCUUAUUGAUUUCGACAAAUCGCAAGUACGGGUUGACUCAUCAUACUCUGGUAGCCUGGAAAACCCGAAAUGGUCCGGAUUUCCACGAUUAAUCACGAAGUUUAUGGUGGCCAAAGUUGCGGAUUUGACGAUCCAUCUUUAUAUUCCAACCGCAAGCGAUGAUCAGGAUAUCCUACUUGGAUAUGUGAGACUGCUACCGGAUUUUGAAGCCAAUGAUGAAGAGCGGCAGUUCACCUUCCGCUUGUUGGACCUGCACAGGGGUGGAACUAUCCGAGUAGGAGCAGAGUACCUGCCCUCAAAGACAGAGUCUGGAGCGCGUCAAGUGUGGUUGAAACAGCCGUCCACGGAUUACGAGGGGUUACAUGUUAGGACUUACGCAUUGCAGGACAUGAAUAUCGAUCGAGUCUAUGCGGCCAAGAGGUUUUGCAAGAGAGAAGCUCAAAGUCCAGCAUGGUAUGCUCAGUUCAUCCGCAAAGUGGACCACCCUUUCAUCGCACCUCUACUGUUUACCGUGGAGACAUCCGACGAGAUAUACCUCUUGUCACCCCUAAUUUGUGGUGGACACCUUUAUCAUUAUCUGCAGAUGGACGGCGGUUUUGAGCUAGAGAGGGCGACGCACUAUGCGGCAGAGAUCGUCUCUGCUUUGGCAUAUGUGCAGAGUCUCGACAUUAUGUUCCAAUACUGUGGACGUUUACAGCCCUCAAAUCUGCGUUUAGACGUCGUAGGGCACAUCAUGAUCUGCGACUUUGAGCUCCACAUAGGGUACCAUGAGCUGGUCCCGAAUCAAGAAGAUAUGCAAUGGAAUGCUUAUCCGUCGCCAGAACUACUUCUGGGCCUACCAACAACGAAAACCACAGACUGGUGGACCUUGGGUUCGAUUCUCUUCAAAAUGCUACUUGGAGUACCUCCCUUCGUUGAAAAAAAUCGCCAAGCUGCACAUUCGAGAAUACUGGCCAAUAAACCCUUACUUUUCCCGGAGCCAAACAGUCUGACAGCGGAGGCCAAAGAUAUUCUUCGUCGGCUUCUCUGCGCACCUCAACAACGGUUGGGAUUGAACGGAACCUGGGAAAUCGAGGAACAUCCUUUCUUCCGUAGAAUCGAUUGGGGUCGCUUGAGAGGACGCGAAUACACGCCUGCUUUCAAGCCAAGCGACGAGGGUCCAGCUAUGAUAUUCUCCACUAAGCAAACGGAAAAAGAGCGUCGAUUGAUGGAUUGGCAGUUUGCCCUUUGGGGGAUGACAAUAGAACGGAAACCCCUUCCACGCGGAUAA